CUUGUCCAUUGCCAAACUAAGUAUGGGAUAAAUUUUAUAUUUAGUCCAAUGAAAUACCGAACAUGAGAUUGGACUUUUAUUAUCUUGUCCAAGCCAAUCCAAUCCAAUGUCAUCUUAUUAAUUUUAUGCAAUUCAAUCCCAUCCUAAACUCCAAAUGUGCUCUAAAAGUAUAUAAAAGUUGGCCAAGGACACCUGACCAUAAAUUAAAAAAUAUGUCCUUAUUUUACAGUUCUUCUUAAAUAAAAUGCUUGAACUUGAGUAGCAACUCUACUCUACCAUUGUCCCUGUCUUCUCAGCUUCCAUCAAUUGCUUCUAGCUCUAUUGUUCCUAUUAGAAAGGUGAGAAAUUUCAAUCAGAAUGGCUGAUUUUCAUUCCUCUACUCACCGAGCCAAGUGGAUCUUCACUCCUCAACAACUGGUUGAAAAAUACAAAGUUGCUAAUCAAAGAGCAAUAGAGACACUAGAGAAGUGUGGAACAACACAAAUAGAAGUUGACGCUGAUGGGUCAUUUUCAUAUCCUGAACCUCAAAUUAAUGCAAAAGAUAGUGCUGACAAGCAUUCUCACCCAAAGCCUCUUACCGUUGAAGAAGAACAGUUUAUGCGAGUAUUUUAUGAGGAUAAGCUUCGGGAAGUCUGUAGUGCCUUUUACUUCCCUAAUAAAAUUCAGGCAACAGCUCUCAUAUACUUCAAAAGAUUUUAUCUGCAAUGGUCUGUGAUGGAACAUCACCCAAAAAAUAUAAUGUUAACCUGUGUCUAUGCAGCCUGUAAGAUAGAAGAAAAUCAUGUAUCAGCAGAGGAGCUUGGUAAGGGGAUUUCACAGGAUCAUCAAAUAAUUCUCAAUUAUGAGAUGAUUGUUUAUCAGAGUUUGGAAUUUGAUCUCAUUGUUUAUGCACCGUAUCGUUCAAUUGAAGGUUUUGUCAAUGAUAUGGAGGAAUUCUGUGGAACAAACGAUGAACAAACUCAAAAGCUGAAGGAUUUGCAAGAAACAGCAAGGAAAGAAGUGGACAAAAUCAUGCUUACUGAUGCACCACUUCUAUUUCCCCCUGGACAGAUGGCAUUGGCUGCCUUGCGCAGAGCAAAUGAGGUGCACGGAUUAAUUGACUUUGAGAGUUACCUUAAGAGCAUUCUCACUCGCCAAAGAUCUGCCCACACCAUUCCCGAGCUUACUGAAUCUUUAAAUGCUAUAGAUUCUUGGGUUCUGAAAUUUAAGUUCCCAACAGACAAGGAUAUGAAGCACAUCAACCGCAAGCUGAAAUCUUGUUUGGGUCAUGGCUCGCAUGAUGAAAAGAAGCGGGAGAAGAAAUCAAAGCACAGGUCUCAUAAGAGUUCAAACGAAGUUCAUAAUUGACCUGUUGCAUAACUCUCACUUAGUUUCAUUUGACACCACUAGUUUAUAACUCCGCUCUGAAAUUUGUCGAGGGCACUGCCAUCAUCUGGGCAAUGUGAGAGGGGGAUGGAUUUUCACAGGUUUUUGCUUCUGGAAACAGUCUAGCAUGGCAGAGAAAUUAUGUGUGUAUAAGACACUGAAUUUUGUGUCAAAUAUUCCGUGAAACUAUUUUCUUUUAUAUCAACAUGGAAAAUUAGGAGGAGAAUUGUUGAGCUGAUGGAUUUUUACGCUGAACAUAUCGCAAAAUAUGAAAUUGUUUCUCAUAAAAGCCAGUACUUCUCUGUGCUUCAAUUAGAGCUUCAAUGGCGGGCUUCUUGUCGUCAAGCCUCUCCACUCUUCCCUCUGCUUCACAAGACCUGCUUAAGGGAAGACAUCCCAAAAAAUCAGCUUCUUGUAGAAUUUCAAGCCUAGCAGCGAGCAAAAGAGCAUCCAACCUUCUUGCACUUGGCAGCGCAAAUACAGAGAUAUUUUCCAUCAAUUGGGGCCAUCAUCAUUGUUUAACAGCAACUUCAGAGCAAUUUGGUGAAAUUAUUUCUUCUUGUUUGCAUGUAUGUUGCUGUUCUCAUAUGAUAAUAACUGGUUACUGGGUAGGACCUGAUAUUGAUGAUGGUUGGGGAUUUGUAGAAGCUUUUCUUGAUCAGAGUACUUGAUUUUGCCAAUGUGAUAGUGGUAUCCAGAUGUUUAUUCCUUUUCUUGAUAUGAUAGAUAUUGAAUGUGAAAGGUUCUGGGAAAGAUCAAUUUAUCAUAUAAAUCGGAUAUUUUUCU
Molecule: messenger RNA, 2151 nt
Organism: Rubroshorea leprosula
Lineage: Eukaryota; Viridiplantae; Streptophyta; Magnoliopsida; Malvales; Dipterocarpaceae
Source: the annotation of a GenBank genome assembly